Symbiodinium sp. CCMP2592 is the source of this 3180-nucleotide messenger RNA. NCBI's taxonomy places the organism in Eukaryota, Dinophyceae, Suessiales, Symbiodiniaceae. The record is from the annotation of a GenBank genome assembly.
AUGGACAAAGAAAAGAAGGAAGUGGGGCAGAAGGAAGCUUGGGGCAGGAAAGCAGCGGGAAGGUGGAAAAAGGAGAAAAGGGCAAGACGUGGGGGAGGAAAAAGGAAAGAAGGGGGCAAGUCAAGAGAUUUCGGUGGGGAAGGGGGGUGGGCCGGCCCAGGGCGAGAGGGGGCGCGGGGGAGGGGGGUGGAAGGGGGGGAGAGCCGGGGGGGGAGGGGGCGGAGGGGCAACGACAAAAUCCCACAGAUUGAGGCGAAAAAGGGCGACAAGCUUAGGCCUCGGCGGAUGUUCAGGUUCCCAACGGCGGCCCAAUCUUUGGAAAAUUCUAAAGCCUUCCAGAACCGGAAGUUCUGGGAUGAUCUGCAGAUUGGAAACGGCGCUCUUGAUGACGUUGGGAUCGCGAACUUCGAUGCGCGCGGAUGUGCUAACGUUAUGCAUUCCUGGGCUACGCUUCAGCUCCAAGAGAGGCAGCUGCCAGAGCUCUGCUCCCGCACUGAGCUGCUCAUCGCGGAUUGCAAUCAGCAAGAGUUGGCGAACAUCAUCUACUCCCUCGGGAGGCUCCGUGUAAAGGCGCCUCUGCUGCCACGAGCGUGCGCAGAGGCAUUCGGAAGGGUGUCUAUGCUAUCUUCCCAGGACAUGUGGCUGAUUAUCUAUGCCUUGUCUCUGCUGAAGCAUCGUGACAAGAUCUUGGUUUCUGCUAUCGCCGAGGAGAUGCGGCCAAGGCUCACCGAGUUUCGCCCGCAGGGCCUGGCGACGACGGUGUAUUCUCUCGGCGUCCUAAAGGUGGCGCCCAGCGCACUGCUCCGCGCAGUAGGUCGGUAUGUACCAAGCCGACUCCCCGAGUUCUGCGAGCAAGAGGUGACCAACACCAUCUACGGCAUGGCCUUGUUGCGGUGGCGUCAGCCCAGCUUUCUGGCUGCUUGCUGCCAGCAUGUCCAAGAGCAGCUGCCGAAGGCCACGCCCCGAGGUAUGUCCUGCGUUGUCUACAGCCUGGCUUUGCUGGAGUUCCACGAGGACGAGUUCUACAGCCGGGUUUGCGACAAGUUUCAGCACAAGCUGACGGCCGCUGUUGCUCAGGACAUCUCGAACGCGGUGUAUGGCCUAGCCCUGCUUGGCACCGUGCAAUCGGGCUUCCUGGCCGCCGUCGCCGAAGAGAUGCCACGGCGCCUUAAGGAGUUCACCGGGCAAGGUUUGUCCAACGUGGUAUAUGGCUACAGCGUGCUGGACCAAAGAUACCCGUCGCUUCUCCGAGCUGUCGCAUCGCACCUUCCAUCGCGCUUCGACGAUCUCACGGAGCAGAACAUUUCCAACAUUGCCACCAGCUUAGGCGCAGUUGUGGUGACUGUCGACAACAUCAUUGAGUCAGGGGAGGGUGGGGAUUUAGAAGCCCUGAAAGCCUACGUCUGGGAGUUUAUUCGAUCAAAUCGGUUGCCCAAGAAGGACCCAGGCCGCCCCCCCAAGGCUGCUGAGCUGGUGCGCAACAAGCAGCGCGCGGCGCUCUUUGCGAACCCCCUGGGCAAGGCGUGCUUCGAGCUGGACAAGGCACAAGUCCGGGCUUGCCUGGAUGAUCUGCGAAAGCACGAUUUGCUUGAGCCCGGCCUCGUCUAUGUGUCGGAGGUGCGGCCUCUGAGCGAUGCGCAGGCGCUCUCUUCCAAGGAGUGGAAAGCAUUUCAAUUAGAGAUUGGCUGCCAGCCUCUCCUGAUGGUAUGCCUGGCUUGUGGCCGAGAGCUAGAGCGGCUCAGAGUCGAGGGAGCUGGAGCACAGAAAGAGAAAGCAGUGCAGAUGCUCGCUGGUGAGAUUAUCGGCCUCCUGGUAGAAUCUGGGGCGGACCCUGGCCUAGUCGACGUCGGCCCGCUGGAAAACACGGCCCUCCACCUGGCAGCGAGGUAUGGUGCCGCCAAGCUCAUCAGCUUUCUGUUAUCCUUGGGCACUAACCCCACUUCGCUGAACGCUGACGGAUGCACGGCUGAAGUUGUGGCUUCCAGAUGUGGGCAGGUCCUGUGCCAGCAGAUUUUACAGGUGGUGGUCGCGAACAUGGGAAACCAUGCUGACGAGGAGUUGCUGGACAGCAGCCCCAGCAGCCGGCAGCAACGCAAGAAGUGGAAAGCUCGAAAGCAGAGUCGGGGGCGGAGCGACAAGCAAAGCGAGGUGGAAGAGGUGGAGAUCCACGAAGACGAUGAUGAGAUGGACGGUGAGCGCAAGCCCCGCGAGGGACGGCGAAUACGCGGAGCCAGGUAUGGCCCUGACGGCCUCUGGGCCAUGUUUGACAAGGAUCUCGCCAGGCGGCAAAGCAACGAUGAGUCGGAGUUUAGCAGCAGCGAGGAGGGCAGCGACGAGGACUCCCUCGACGGGGAGUCUGCGUUCCUCGACCACUCCGAGGACGAGUUGGAAGGCGAUAUGCGCACGCGGAACUUGGUCGCGAAGCUGCGGGAGAAGUGUGCCAAGGGUCGGCAGCACCUUCAGGAGAUGCAUGCGGAGCAGGAAGCCAUUUCGGACGAAAUGAAGCGGCUGCGCACGACCUCCACAUAUUUGAAGGAGCGGCUGCAGACCUUUAAGAAUCGCCUUGCGCGAGCAACCGCCGGAGACAAGACAGCCCAUGAGGACAUGGCCAGUGAUCGAGAUGUUUGCGCCUGGUGGGAGAAGAAAGCGCGUCAGACCAGCAGAAAAGUGCAGGAGCUGGUGGACACGCGGAAAAAGCAGAGGCAUCAGAUGUCCGCGGAGAUCGAUGGCCUCGAGAAAGAGGCGCGACAGUUGGCGCGGCGCACGGUGGGCUUGGAGGAGUACUGGGAUCAGUUCCUUGAUGCCGAGCGCGCCAGCGAGGUAAUUGACCUCCUCGCAGCAGAGCAGCGUGCCCGGCAGCUGGAACACGAAGUUCGCCAACUUGUCCGGGCGCCACUGGAUGCAGCAGGGCUGGAUGCCGAGAGGCGUCUCCAGGACCUGCCGAGAGUCUUCCUUCCGCAGGAGGAUGGCGCCAGGGCGACCCUGGCUCCUGUAGCGGAGCUGGUGGUAGCAGCCGAGGUGCACCGUCGCUUUGUCUCUGCCAGCGGGGAACAGAACGCCGAACUGAACGAGAUGGUCGACCUGUGCAACAGUAAGAUUGCAGAGAAGGACGACAAUAUCGCGUCGCUGAUCGAGGAGGGCACGAUUGGUCCAAAAACACGUUGGCUUUCUGUGCUCUAG